AUGACUGCUGCGAACUCGUCCAAGGAUCCGGUGGUCGGAGCGCCAAUCAAGACGAGUCGAUUGGGUGUCUAUCGACUUGUUCAAGAAGUACCUUCUACAAAGUUUCGUGAGAGCUGGGAUCAAGCUGCGCGUGGUGCACCAAGCGUAAAACGACUGGUCAAGGAAAUAAUCCAGCUUGGACGGGCGACUUUCUGUGCCUACCUGCUCCUCCAGCUGUGGAUAUAUGCAGUCGAGCCUAUCCUUAGUUUGCAUCUGACUAGUCGCAUCCUCGUCAUUAUCGAAGAAGGUUUCAAGGGAGGUCAGCCUGACGCAAACGGUCUAUUCGGUGCAGUUGUUAUGAAGAUGCUCGCAGCAGUGGCCACGGCCUUCAUUCAGCGGCAGAAUAAUGCUUUAGAGAACAAAAUGAUGCACGGAAUUGAAUUCAAGUUGCAGCGUCUCGUCCUUCGAUCCAAACUUAGGACAGAUUUAACCGGGGUUCAAGCUAAAGCCGUGGCUACUAAACAUAUAUACGAGCGCAGCGCGUGGUAUGCUUUCCGGCACUUUGCCUUCACCGGUGCACAAUUCUUUGGAGCGCUUGGCCAGCUGGCUUAUGUGUUCCGAACCGUUCAAUCAAGCGGGCAUGGUCCCCUCUUCGUCAUCCUCUGUCUCGUUCGCCCUAUUCUCGGGAUAUUCACGGACAACUCGCUUUGGGCGACACCCCAUCUUAUCGAGGCGGAUGAUCCCCACUUUCUUCGCAUGAAGAAUUUGCUUGCUUUAGGGGACAAAAAGUAUAAGCAAGACGUGAUCACCGGAGAUAUCGUUCAACACAUAGUCAAAGGCACGUUGGCUAUUUGGAUAAAUGGUUUAUUCACUCUUGCCUGUAGACUUUCGCAAUACAGCCAACGCCAGGCGACGACCUUGAGUGUUUUAAUCAGACUCUCAGGAGACCUCCCGAUGCUUUACUAUGCCUCUAAUGCAAUACUCCACCCAACACAUUUCAGCUUAGCGACCAUUGCGACCCUGCAGAGCAUCGAUUCGCUGCUCCGCUGGUCAUUCACGGGCAUCUUAAACACAGUCCGCGGCUUCACCAAGCAAGCUAAUCGCGUCAAAGCAAUAUAUGACAUCGAGAAGAUCGAACAUGAUGCCACAAACGGUGGCAUGGCCGCUUAUCCUCCAGAAGGCCAGGAGGACGAAAGCGAGGCAGGCAUGGCCAUCGAACUCAAAAACGUCUCAUUCUCCUACCCCAGCAAUGAUACUUUGAGCGCACUGAAGGAUGUGUCCCUCCGCAUCAAGUCCGGUCAGCUUGUGGUCCUCGUCGGCGCAAACGGCAGCGGCAAAUCCACCAUCAUUAAACUUCUCAUGCGUCUCUACCAGCCCACAUCGGGAUCGAUCAUGCUCGGAGCACCUGGCCACCCUUCAACGCGCGACAUCCGCGAGUAUAAAUCAGCAGAUCUCCGGCGCGCAACCGCUGCAUUAACGCAGGACCAUCAUCUGUUUCCGCUUUCCCUUGCGGAGAACAUCGGCCUCGGUAACCCUGCUCGAAAAGACGAUGGAGAAGCUGUGUCGGAGGCACUGCGGCGAGGCGGUGCAAAUAAGGUGGUGGAGAGACUCAAAGGUGGAACAGAGACCGUGUUAGAGGGUGGCAAGGGUCUGAGAUGGGGGAGCAAUGUGCGGAAAGACGAGGGGACGCUUCUUGCAGCGGAACUCGCCAAGAUGGAAAAGAAGAGCGACGUUUCUGGGGGCGAACGCCAGCGGCUGGUAGCGGCGCGGACCUUCAUGCGGUUCACGACCAAUACCGUCAAGCUUGUUUGUGUAGACGAGCCCAGUGCAAAUCUCGACGCGGAGGGCGAGCUGGAGCUCUUUGACAACCUCCGACUCGCGAAUGCGGGCAAGACGAUGGUGUUUGUGACACAUCGGUUUGGCCAUCUCACGAAACACGCGGACAUGAUCGUUUGCAUGAAAGAGGGAAAGAUUACGGAGAAAGGGACGCAUGGCGAACUCAUGGCGGUUGACGGCGAAUACGCGAAAAUGUAUGGCAUCCAGGCCAAAGCGUUUGAAGCGUCAUCGUGA
This is a messenger RNA of Mycena indigotica, 2049 nucleotides long. RefSeq names its product ABC transporter ATP-binding protein. The transcript is spliced from 9 exons. The record is from RefSeq and is a predicted model, not a curated record. Gene Ontology annotation, biological process: transmembrane transport. Bases 1 to 2049 code for a protein of 682 amino acids. Lineage: Eukaryota; Fungi; Basidiomycota; Agaricomycetes; Agaricales; Mycenaceae. Gene Ontology annotation, molecular function: ATPase-coupled lipid transmembrane transporter activity; ATP binding; ATP hydrolysis activity.